CAGCUGCUUUUAAGCAACAAAUUGACAAUUAGCUCAUAAGCUUCCGUUUGAAGCAGCCUUAUAUCAAACACAUAAGGCAUGUGUGAGUGUACAUAUAUAGUCUACAAUUCCUGUCACAUUCACUUGCUUUUGCUUCAACUCCUCCAUUGAAAUAGUGCUCUCUUCUCUCUCAAUAUCCAAAUGGGUUUCAUAGAGUCCGAAGACAGGCGGCUCAUGGAGAUGGAAGAGUUGAAGAAUCGCAUGCUGCUUGCCUGUGCCGAUCUCAGCCGUAGGAAAGAUCAAGAAGAUUUCCAGGGCUCGCGUCUUUCGUCCUCAGAUUUCGAUGUGGACGACCACUGUGGUCAGAAACUUGUUUGCGUUACUAGUGGUGUUUCCUUUCUUGGCCUCGCCAUCGUCAACCGCCUCCUCCGCCGUGGCUACUCCGUCAGAAUAAUUGUCCACACUGAAGAGGACAUGGAGAAAUUGAGGGAGUUGGAAGACUCAGGGGAGAUGAGUAGAAGCAACAACAGCAUUAAAGCAGUAAUGGCAAAACUAACUGAAAUUGAAAGCUUAUUGGAAGCAUUUGAAGGGUGUCGUGGCGUCUUCCACACCUCUGCAUUUACCGACCCUGCUGGCCUCUCUGGCUACACUAAAUCCAUGGCUGAAGUAGAAGUCAAGGCCGGUGAGAAUGUCAUCAUGGCAUGUUCAAGAACACCAUCAGUGAGGAAUUGUGUUCUGACAUCUUCACUUCUGGCCUGUUUAUGGCGAGAUGCUUCGACACAAGACCUCUCCCCUGUAAUUAACCAUGAGUCCUGGAGUGAUGAAUCACUUUGUAUAGACAAAAAGCUCUGGUAUGCACUUGGUAAACUGAGAGCUGAGAAGGCUGCAUGGAGAAUAGCUAAGGAGAGAGGUUUAAAAUUGGUCACAAUUUGUCCAGGCCUCAUUACAGGACCAGACUUUUUCCGUCGAAAUCCAACAGCAACAAUUGCAUAUCUGAAAGGAGCUCGAGAAAUGUUUGCAGAUGGCCUACUGGCAACUGUUGAUGUAAUGAAACUAGCAGAAGCACAUGCUUGUCUAUUGGAGGCUAUGAACAAGACAGCAUUUGGCAGGUACAUCUACUUUGAUCAUGUCAUUGAUGGAGAGAAGGAAGCAGACAAAUUGGCAAAAAAGAUUGGAAUGCCUGCAGAGAAAAUUUGUGGAAACGAAUCCAUCAAUUUUCUAGCCCGAUUCGAGUUAUCGAAUAAGAAGCUGUUAAACCUCAUGUCAAGAACACUUCGCAGUUGUUAUAAUGAAAGAUAGGAACUUAGAACUCACCAAUUCUUGCUGUGUUGUUUUAUUGGUGUUUUUGUUUUGACAUCAUUUUAUCAUACACUUUUUGAUAUGGGUAUAAAAACCUUUUCAGUUUUU
Manihot esculenta (cassava) is the source of this 1386-nucleotide messenger RNA. Its product is annotated as cinnamoyl-CoA reductase-like SNL6. Bases 181 to 1278 code for a protein of 365 amino acids. Gene Ontology annotation, biological process: steroid biosynthetic process. The transcript is spliced from 5 exons. The record is from RefSeq and is a predicted model, not a curated record. NCBI's taxonomy places the organism in Eukaryota, Viridiplantae, Streptophyta, Magnoliopsida, Malpighiales, Euphorbiaceae. Gene Ontology annotation, molecular function: 3-beta-hydroxy-Delta5-steroid dehydrogenase (NAD+) activity.